UGUUGUUUUGCUAACUUGAUGCUAAGGGGGGAAGCUGGUACACAUAAACUUCUCCAGUUAUGUAUCAUCUUAAAUAAAUGUCUCCGAUUCUAUCAGGGCAAUUGGACCUCUAAAUGUCCGUCUGAGGCUCUUCAAACACCGGGCUGCUCAGUUCGCUCAACCGCUCUUAUUUUCAGAGCCACUGUUAGCAUGCGGAUGCUAACUUCAGCUAGCGACCGUUGGUACUAAAGUCGCCACACAGACAGGACAACUGACAGAAGUCAUACUUGUUUUUUCUUUAUUUUCCCACCGCCAGCACAGUGAAUGAUGUGGAAAGCAACUUUACUAGCGUUUGGUGUUUUGCUGCUGGCCUUGUUAUUCGGGAACUUUGUUUGUUUGGGUUGGUUUCAACAAGACAGCAGCGUAAAACCCAAAACGCAGCAAAGCGAGCAACCGAGCAAAGCUUCUCCUUCUCCAGACAGCCAGGACCAGAGCUGCUUCUGCCAUCUGACGGGAGUCCUGGACGACUGCUUCUGUGACGUUGAAAGCAUCGACGUCUUCAACAACUUCAAGAUCUACCCUCGAAUCAAGAGGCUGACGGAGAAAGACUACUUCAGAUACUACAGAGUGAACUUGAAGCGACCGUGUCCUUUCUGGCCGAACGACGGACAUUGUGCCAUCAAAGACUGCCAUGUGGAGCCCUGUCCAGAGAGCCAGAUCCCAGUGGGCAUCAAGUCUGGGAACUACAACAAGUACUCCCAGCCAGCGGAUACGGUCUCCGACGUGACGGAGUGUGAACAGGCCAAAAAUCUGGGCGCCAUCAACAGCACCCUGAGUAACCAGAGCAAAGAGGCGUUCGCUAACUGGGAGAAACACGACGAUGCUCAGGAUCACUUCUGUGAGCUCGAUGAUGAAACCGCUCCAGACUCUGAGUAUGUGGAUCUGCUGCUGAAUCCGGAGCGAUACACCGGAUACAAAGGACCUUCAGCCUGGAGAGUCUGGAACAGCAUCUACGAGGAAAACUGCUUCAAACCCAGAUCGGUGUACCGACCUCUGAACCCUCUGGCUCCGAGCAGAGGAGACGACGAUGGAGAGGGUUUCUACACGUGGCUCGAAGGGUUGUGUUUAGAGAAGAGAGUUUUCUACCGGCUGAUCUCGGGCCUCCACAGCAGCAUCAACAUCCACCUGUGUGCCGAGUACCUGCUGGACGAGGGUUGGGGCCGGUCGAUUUGGGGUCCCAACGUUCAGGAGUUCCGUCAGCGCUUCGACACGGCGGAGACGAAGGGCGAGGGCACGCGGCGGCUGAAGAACCUCUACUUCCUGUACCUCAUCGAGCUGCGCGCGCUCUCUAAGGUUUCUCCGUACUUCGAGAGAGCGUUCGUCAACCUCUACACCGGGAACCGGCAGGAGGACGGAAACACCAAGGAGCUGCUGCUGCAGUUCUUCGAUGAGAUCAAAACUUUCCCAAUGCACUUUGAUGAGAAGUCCAUGUUCGCCGGACAAAAAAUUGAAGCCAAAAUAUUAAAGGAGGAGUUUCGCCUCCACUUUAAAAACAUCUCCCGGAUCAUGGACUGCGUCGGCUGCAGUAAAUGUCGCCUUUGGGGAAAACUGCAGACGCAGGGUCUGGGCACCGCUCUGAAGAUCCUGUUCUCUGAGAAGGAGAUCCAGAACCUCCCGGAGCACAGCCCGUCUAAAGGCUUCCAGCUGACCCGGCAGGAGAUCGUGGCCUUACUCAACGGGUUCGGCAGGUUGUCCACCAGCAUUCAGCAGCUGCACAGUUUCCGCCUGCUGUUGAAGGACAACAGGUAACAGCAGGUGAUCUCACCUGGCCAAUAGGAGGCUCCGCCCCCAGAGACCUGCAGGAGUCUAAUCCAGCCAAGAAAAAGGCCUUUUUCAUGGACAUCAGGAUCAGCAGUGAACCAUUAACACCUUCUUCUUCUCCUUUCUAUACCUCCUCCUCUUCCUCCUCCUCCUCCUCCUCCUCCGUCUGGCAGGUCUUGAAUGUUAACUCUCGCCCCCUCUUGCCUACGUCAAAACUCCCAACGUUUUUUUUCUUCUUCUUGUUCUUUCUGCUGUAAAUCUUGUCGGCCAUUGACAAACCUUUUUCAUUGUUUUGUUCUCCUUUGAGACGUUGACCUGUAAAAUCAGCAGGUGGUCUGUGGUGUUGGACAAACCCCGAGGAAAUGAUCCAAAGUUUGGAAGGAAGUGACGAAACUGACCAAAUUUGACACGACAGACUUGGAACGCCGGGACCAGGAAGUGUGUCCAACAGGAAGUGAAUUUAAUGUUUUCUUUCCUGCUGACCCCGCCCUCUGCCGACAUCACAUCCUGUUGGAUUUGCACUCAUGUGAACCCGAGUCAAACCUUUUACUGUAAGGAUAUAGAAAUACUUUCUCCUGAGAGAGGACUCAGCCAAAACGGUUUUCCAGAUAAAAGUGAGUCUGAGGAUUAUGCUGCCUGUUUUUUUUUUUCCGUUUCCUUUUCCUCUCCUCAUCUUCUCCGGCGUUUGACGUUUGUUGCUCGAAGCCUGAGGAUUUGGACCAAUCUGCUUGAGUUUACCAUCUCAGGCUUUACACAUGUCAGCUCGCUAGAACACUGUGUGCGUGCGUGUGUGUGUGUGUGUGUGUGUGUGGAUCAACAGUUGCAGCUAUAAGAUAAUGGACUAUGACUUGAUUCCAUUGCUCACCUUGAUACUGUAGCAGAUUUUUGCUCUCUUUCGAUAAUAGCUAAUAAUUCUAAGCUUAGUUUUUUGAUGAGUCAUGUUUCUGUCUGUCUAGUCGCUGCCGUGUGUUUUGCAAAGCUGACGCCUCCUUUUCUUCGGCAUUUAUUUUUGCUUCGGCCAUGUUGUCUUAAAGCACACCUUGAAUCAAGAUAGAUUUAUUUAAAUAGGACAAAUAGAGUUAUUAGGUGUUCUUGAGAUGCUUUAGAGUUUAUUUCACGCUGGUUAUUUCCACAUGAGAGACCCAGGAGGUGUGAUUGCACAGGAGAGGAUUGGGUUUAAAGGAGCGGCUGCAGAUCAGCAGGAGGCUGGAGGUGACUCACAAUGUUUCAGGAGCCUCUAGGAGUGAGAGAAAAACAACUUUAAUGUCCAGCGCUCUGCAGAAACAUUCUCCUGAAAGCAUGAGUCUGGAGUUAUUCUUUAUCUAAAUUCUUACAGAUUGUCUCGUAUAAUGUUAUGACUUCCUGUCUUUGGCGUCUACAGCUCUAACCCAAUUGGAUCAUGAGGACGUAAAUCUUUAAAAAACACAAACGAGUGAUUUUCUCAAACAGGAGGAAAUGGUGCAUUAUGUUUGAAUAGUUUUGGAUGUAAAAGGAUCUCUGUGGCACAGAGGAAGAAGAUGAAUCAUGAUUUGAUGCAAACACACAAUACAUGUUGGUAGAUACAUCCAUUUCUAAGUUGUUGUUUUUUUGGAUUUGUUGGAAAAAUAUAGAAUAUCACCAAACUUCUAGGUGUUUAACCUUGAGAGAGAUGUAUCUUUGAAACAACAUAGAAUAACUUGACACGGUGAACAAGCUGAUUAAAUAGUUACAGUUGGUAAGCAACGUCAAACAAGCAAAGGACUAUUUGCUGACGUACGCCAUGUUUUACGGAGUGUGCAGUAGAUUUUGGAAUAAUGGGUAAAGCUGCAACAACCACAGCUGAAUAUCAUAGGCUGACACACCUGUCAAUCAAACAAAAACAGCUGUUUCUCAUGCUUAACUAAAUAUAUGAAGUCUACUAUUUUUACACCUUACUCGGGACCUAUCAUGCUGUUUGGGGUUUUCCCUUUUCCUGUAUUGUGUUAUACGUUUUUGUGCGUGUAAAUGGUCUUCUAAGCUUAAAAUCCAAAAUGUCUAAGGGGCGGGACAUCUCCUAGCUGUUGACCAAUCACAACAGAGUCGGCCAGCUAACCAAUCAGAGCAGACUGGGCUCUGGUUUCAGACAGAGGGGGAAAAGAGGUGCUGCAGCACAGGCAGUAUGAGACAAAUAAAGAGCUUUUUGAACAUUAAAGCACGGAGACAUGUCCCAGUAGAGACACUAAAUACAAAUGAGGACAAUAGGGCCCCUUUUUAAAUAAAAUGUGACUUUGUAUUUUAAGAAACAGGUGCUUUCGAAAUUGAGUUCAAUAGAUACAUCUUAUAUAAUAGACUUCAUUUAGUGGCUGUUUUCUUUGCCGUCACUCUCCAGCUGUGGUGGUUGCGGCUUUGUGGUCUGCUAAUAAAGUUUUAUACAAAGGCUACGAUGGAUUUACGAGGCGAUUUUACAGAUUAUUCAGAUUCCUGUCGAUAUAGUUUUGUUUCGCUCAGCAGUGAAAGCAUAACGUGGACCAAAGAGUUUUAAGUUGCCUACUUUAUUUAUGUGUUUUUGUUUGUUUGUGAUGCCCAGAAAGUGUUUUAUGUUUUAGUUUAUUAAUUAUUAUAUUGAUAAAAAAGAGACGUGAUGUUACACGUUAUCAGAUAUAUUUAAGGUUUUUUUUCCUGGUCAUAUAGUUUAAGAGGAUUAGUCUAAAGUACUUUAUAUGUAAUUGUUGAAAAAAUUACAAUUUAAAGAUUCAUAAUAAUCGUUAAGUCCCAUCUUCUGCUUUAAUGCAAUUUAUAUUUAUUGUUGAUUGAGGGGGCAAACAUGUUAAACUAAAUGAUGGAAGUGACCACUUUUAUUUUCUGUCAUAUAAUCCAAGAUUUUUGAAAUAAAUUUUUUGAAUUACUUAGUUUUCUUUCUACCAGAAAGUCACACGUCAUAGAUCGAGAAAAGAUGGGUUUUCAAAAUAAAUACACAUCUGAUUUAAUUAAUAGUAUUACAUUUCACAAGCAGGCAUUCAGUUUUUUAUCAAAUAAAAAUGAUUUCCCAUUUUCUUUGCUUCGAUAAAAGUACUCUUAUAUUAAAUAAUUUAGUCUGAUUUAUUUGUUUCUGUGUGGGAUUGAGACAGGAAUGAUAUGAUGCUCAAAGUGUGUGUGUGUGAGACAGUGUGAGACGUGUGUGUGAGAGAGAGACGUGUGUGUGUGAGAGAGACAUGUGUAUGUCCUCCUCUGAGCCUUGCAUGCCCUCCAGCAGCAGGACGUCCCGUACACUCGUCAGCCUUAAAACUAAAUUGCGAUUUAGGAAAGAGACAAACCUUCUUCAGACCUUCCGGCUCUUCGUGUUGGGAUCCAAACCUGUAGAGUUUUUUUUGUAAAAGGCAGCAGUUUUCUUUUGUUUUGCUUACAGAUCUUUAAGAAUAUAUAUAGUUGCACCAUGUUGAUGUGUGUACCUGUUGAGUAUAUUUAUUUGAAAAGAGGAAUAAAUAUUUCUGGACAUCACUGAA
This is a messenger RNA of Trematomus bernacchii (emerald rockcod), 5261 nucleotides long. RefSeq names its product endoplasmic reticulum oxidoreductase 1 beta (gene ero1b). Gene Ontology annotation, cellular component: endoplasmic reticulum; endoplasmic reticulum membrane. Gene Ontology annotation, biological process: protein folding in endoplasmic reticulum. The transcript is spliced from 16 exons. The record is from RefSeq and is a predicted model, not a curated record. Gene Ontology annotation, molecular function: thiol oxidase activity; protein-disulfide reductase activity; FAD binding. The coding region runs from base 304 to 1788 and encodes 494 amino acids. Lineage: Eukaryota; Metazoa; Chordata; Actinopteri; Perciformes; Nototheniidae.